AUGGGACACGGAGACUGGACGGGGGAAAUAGAACCAAGGAAGAAGGCACGAAGGAGACGAGGUAUCCGUGGUACCUACCUUACUCUGUGGGCCGCAGUUGCGCAGGUACAUACCCUUGCACGCCAAUUCUGCCGAGAGCCGCACGUACCCUCUCCGUGCUCGUUCCCUCCAGCCCAAGGUCCGAAUACCUGCCUUCUACCUGCGUUCGGGUGGCCUUCCAUCCCCUCUCCCACACGGCAUUACAUAAGGCAUCUUCCAUUAAUUAUGCUGGACGAUACGGGCAGCAACCCGACACAGCAAGCCUUCUUUUUCGGUGCCAACUUGCUGGUUCGUAGUUACCCGUCCGGCCGUCCACCCGUCCUCAACCUGGCAAGUCUCUACCGGUAUUCUGACCAUACUACGGAGUACCCUGUCAUCAUCAAGAACGUCAGCUCCAACUUGGACUAUCCGUGUUGUCUAUUCAACCAUUCAUCAAAUUCAACAAUCGAGCUGUCCACCUGGCUUGACACCGCCUCAUGA
Messenger RNA from Colletotrichum costaricense, 519 nucleotides. RefSeq lists its product as uncharacterized. The transcript has 2 exons. Bases 1 to 519 code for a protein of 172 amino acids. The record is from RefSeq and is a predicted model, not a curated record. NCBI's taxonomy places the organism in Eukaryota, Fungi, Ascomycota, Sordariomycetes, Glomerellales, Glomerellaceae.